UUGUGGCUUCUGCUGCAGCUCGCUCACAUCCAGAAAACAGCAACACACUAACUUCCUUUUUGUCUCUGAGAAGCCAGUUUCCAAGACCUGAGACAGAGCUCUGUUCUGCUGCUGGGAGAGAGGAAAAUACCACCUAUGGGUGAUGGUGAGUCAGCAUCAGACUGUUCGUGUAUUUGGUAGGUGACCUGCUUUCUAUGUAAAGUAGAGCUUUCCUGCUGAGUCAACUAUCCACCGUGCAGCGUUGCUAUGAACGGGAGUCUGCACGGCCCGGCGGACUGUCAGGUGGGCGGUGUCUUCUCGGUAGAGGGGCUGCCGCCACUGCCCAAGGGCCUGAAUGGCAUCCUGAACUCCAGCGGCGGGUCGUGGCGGGACAUCGAGAAGGUCCACAGCAAGAGAGCGCGCAUCCAAGCUGAUAUCAGCCGGGCCGGCGGGGACGCUUCGCACCACGGUCACGGAAAACCGGGUGGAUUGGACGCAGCUCUGGCUCGGCUGCGCAAAGAGAUGGUGGGUCUGCGUCAGCUCGACAUGUCUCUGCUGUGCCAGCUGUGGUCUCUCCAUGAAGCCAUCCAGGAGUACAAGGGCUCCUCGCUUCUGUCUGAGGCUUCGUUCAGUGGUGAUAAUGGAUACUCUGAGGAGGAAGACGAGGAGGAAGAUGAAGCAGAGGAGGACCAGGAGGAGAAAGGAGUUCCCUUACAGCAUUCCUCGUCGUUGCCUCUGCCAGCACCCAGCAGCAACUCCAGGGACCAGUGGAUUAAAGAAUCAUUUCACAUUCCCUGAUAUUUUUUACUUUAUGACGGAAGAUACAGAAACAUGGUCCAUGCAGUUCGCACUGUGAAGACAUCAUGACUGUAUUUCCUCAACAAUCAUGUCUCUUUAUUUUCUCUAUCUUCUAUGCCUUUUUAUCUUGUCUAGAUAUAGAUUAUCCACAUUCUUUUUACUUUUUGAAAAAUGAAUGCUUGUUUGAUAGAAACCUGACUGUGCCUUUUAACCAAAAAUGACUUUAUUUUACAAUCAAUUGAUGUGAUUUGAAAUGUUUUUCUGAGGAGCUUAUAAUAUAAUUAGUAACGUAAGGUAUGUGGCCUAUGCAAAUGCGUCCAUUUGCACUUUAUUGAUUCAGAUUCAGUGCGUCUUUACUGGUGCCACUUGGAUUUGAUUGCAAUCUGACUAGUUCAAGAUGCUUGAAGUGGCCUACAACAGGCCUUGAUAAG
Molecule: messenger RNA, 1208 nt
Organism: Scomber japonicus (chub mackerel)
Lineage: Eukaryota; Metazoa; Chordata; Actinopteri; Scombriformes; Scombridae
Gene: fam89b
Product: family with sequence similarity 89 member B
Exons: 2
Coding region: 247-777 (176 amino acids)
Source: RefSeq, a predicted model, not a curated record